AUGCUGACCAGACUGUGGGCGCAUAAAGAGCCCACGCGGCCGUUCCUGCUCGAGUGGAGAGCCUCAAAGGGCUUCAUCAUUUUCGUAGUCUGCUUUGCUGUUUUCACGGAUAUCUUGUUAUAUGGAAUUAUUGUCCCGGUUACUCCAACUGCACUCAACGAGAGAGCUGGUGUGGGUGAAGAUGAUGAACAGAGGUGGACCUCCAUCUUACUAGGUCUCUACGGCGGAGCCCUCCUCGCAUUUUCUCCCCCGGCCGGCUACCUAGCAGACCGAAUUGAAUCGCGACGCUGGCCACUAAUAGCCGGUCUCGUCGCCCUCGGCGCCUCAACUGCCCUCCUCUGCGUGGGAACCCACAUUGGGCUCUGGAUCGCCGGCCGUCUAUGCCAGGGUGCGUCGGCAGCCGUUGUCUGGACGGUUGGCUGUGCUCUGCUCGUCGACACUGUCGAUAAGGAUGGGCUUGGCCAGGCUCUUGGGUAUAUUGGCAUGGGGAUGACGUUUGGGGCGAUGGGGGGCCCACUAGUUGGUGGGGUAUUAUAUGAGCAUGGUGGAUAUUAUUCAGUUUAUGCGUUGGCGUUUGCGCUAAUUGCGUUGGAUAUUGUGUUUCGGGUUGUUAUGAUUGAGAGGAAGCAUGCUGUUAAGUGGCUGAGGGACGAGAGUGAGAGUCAAGGUGAAGGCGAGGAGGCUGUGAGGGAAGGGGAGAAACGUGGAGGACCGGGAGAUGAUGCCUCUCCAGGAGCUGGGACUACAGACCUUGAUAUCGAGCGCCAGAAAGAGUCAGGCCCUUCAUCACAACCGGUCUUCGGACCAUCCACCGAUGCUCCCAAUGCCACCACACCAGAGUCAACGCCUCACCCAACGACCAAGAAACGAAAAGGCGCCCUUUACACCCUCCUCGCCUCCUCGCGCAUCCUCGUCUGCCUCUGGGCCUACUUCAUCCUCUCCCUCCUUCUAACCUCCUUCGACAGCGUCCUCCCCCUCUUCGUCGAAGAAACCUUCCACUGGCAGCAAACGGCGCAGGGUUUAAUCUUCAUCCCACUAACAAUCCCACACAUCAUCGACCCGGUAAUCGGCUUCAUCAACGACCGAUACCCUUCGUCCCGGCGGUACAUCGCCUCGGGUGCAUUCUUCGCCGCUAUCCCCGUCCUCGUCUGCCUCCGCUUCGUGGAUCACGCCUCCACGCGGAAUAUCGUCCUCCUCUGCGCGCUUCUCGCGCUACUGGGCCUCUGUCUCGCAUCUAUGCUUGCGAUCCUCCUCGUCGAGGUCUCGUAUGUCGUCCGUGAGAAAGAAGAGAAAGUCCCUGAGGUUUGGGGUAAAGGUGGCGCAAUGGCACUGGCAUAUGGGGUACUAAACUCGGCGUUUGCAGGUGGGAGUCUUGUUGGGCCGUUUUUGGCGGGCUUUAUUAGAGAGAGUCAGGGGUGGGGGACUAUGGCCUGGGUACUUGCGAUUGUUGUUGGAAUCACGGGGGUUCCGGUGCUGUUGUUACUGGGAGGGUUCUUGUUUAAGAAGAGGAAGGGCAAUGAAGCAGAUGCAGAGGCUGUUGGGCAAUGA
Molecule: messenger RNA, 1548 nt
Organism: Aspergillus calidoustus
Lineage: Eukaryota; Fungi; Ascomycota; Eurotiomycetes; Eurotiales; Aspergillaceae
Source: the annotation of a GenBank genome assembly